Boleophthalmus pectinirostris (great blue-spotted mudskipper) is the source of this 2320-nucleotide messenger RNA. It is a transcript of the gene safb, whose product is annotated as scaffold attachment factor B. Gene Ontology annotation, cellular component: nucleus. The record is from RefSeq and is a predicted model, not a curated record. The annotation marks the transcript as partial. Gene Ontology annotation, molecular function: sequence-specific DNA binding; RNA binding. The transcript is spliced from 20 exons. Gene Ontology annotation, biological process: regulation of transcription by RNA polymerase II; regulation of mRNA processing. Lineage: Eukaryota; Metazoa; Chordata; Actinopteri; Gobiiformes; Gobiidae.
CAUGCGCGUCUUGUCUUGCAGCUGCAGCGUCCAUUUUGCUGAAAAUACAGACUGCUAGCGACGCUCCCCUUAGUGGAAGACAAUUACUGAAUGCUACUUUUUACAACAGGAUCAUAGCAUACUGUACAGGCAACAGCUAUGGCAGAUUUAUCUGCAGACGUUGACGUUCCCGUCAGUGUGGAGAUAAAGAAAUUAUCGGAGUUGAAAGUCAUUGACCUCAAGGCCGAGCUAAAGAAACGAAACCUAGACACGACCGGGGUGAAAAGCGUACUGUCUGAGCGUCUGAAAAAGGCAAUAGAAGAAGAGGGCGGUAAUCCAGAUGAAAUAGUCAUCUCGAUGGAAGCAAACCCGAAGAAGGCGCCUCCUAAAAGGGCUGCUAAAGAUUCAAAGCAAGAAAGUGAACCUGGGGAUGGCAAUGUCGACGAGGAUUUCCAAGAUAAUUCGAAUGAAAACAUGCAGGAGAUGGACAUCCUGGACAUGAACGUGUUGGAUGAGACAGAAGACUAUACCAGGGAUGGAGUUGAGUUGGACACUAUGGAUGACGACAUUUUGAAUUCAGAUCACGGAGAGGGCGAUGGACAGGAUGAGCCAGAGGCUGAUAAAGACAACGAUCCUGCUUUGUCAUCAUUCCACACGGCUGAUGAUCCAGAUGAUAAUGAUGUAAACAGCGGUACAGAAAUUGACAAAGUAGCCGGGUCUUGUUUAUCUGAGCCGAUAAAAGAAGAUGACCAGCCGAGCCAAGAGAUGAGUCCUGAAGAAGACCAAGCUGCCAUCGCCAGCGGAGAGGAAGGCGUUUCCCAACCUGGUUCCAAAGGUGCAACUGCUGCCCUUGAAAAUGUGGAAGGCGACAAGGAGGUCGUGGAGCAGGACACCAAAGAAACUGGGGACAAUGUCAAUGUAUCUGAAGAAACUGUAGAAUCUGAGGACAAAGUCUUAAAGGAUGUUAGCUUAAAUGAGCAGGGGGGUGAGGGAGAAACUGUUGAUUUAGAAAGUGGGGCUAAGAAGGGUGAUGAGGAUGAGAAGACGGAGGACAAAACCGCUGCGGAUUCUGCCUCGACAUCCAAAGGGUCCACUGUAGAGGGUGAACAGACUAAAAGUUCUGAUGAAAAAGAUGCAAAUACAACAUCUAAAGAUGACAAGGAUGGAAGUGGGGCUGCAGCCAGCAGUAGAAAUCUGUGGGUUAGUGGUCUUGCCUCGAGUACCAGAGCGACUGAUUUGAAAACGCUGUUUAGCAAAUAUGGAAAGGUUGUUGGUGCAAAGGUAGUGACAAACGCUAAAAGCCCUGGGGCUCGUUGCUAUGGUUUUGUCACCAUGUCCACCACAGAGGAGGCCACCAAGUGCAUCAGCCACCUCCAUCGAACUGAACUUCACGGCCGCAUGAUCUCUGUUGAACGAGCUAAGAAUGAACCUGCUGGCAAAAAGCCAUCUGACAAGAGUGAUGGAAAGACCAGAAGAAACUCUACUGAUUCAAAGUCUGAGAAGGAUGGAGAAGGAAAAGGGCCUAAUGAAAGGACUGUAGUGAUGGAUUCAUCGAAGGGAGAGCCUGUGAUCAGUGUCAAAGCCAAAAGCAAAGACAGAAGCACAAAGAGCCGUGAUCGCAGUACAUCCAGCAAAGAAAAGAAAGACAUUCUGUCGUUUGAUCAAAUAAUGGAGCACAGAGAGCGGGAGAGGCAGCGUCAGCGAGAGAGGGAGGUCAGAGAAGUGGAGCGGCGGAGAUACACUUUCAAUGACCGAGAGCGGGACAGCAGGCCAGACCGAGAGCGAGACAGACUGCGCAUGUUAAGGGAGCGUGAUGAGAGGACCAGUCUGAUGCGAAAGAGACAUUGGCUGGAGGUUGAGAAACAACGGCUUGAUGCUGACCGCAUGGAGGCUCAGCUUCUGGAGCGUGAAAUGAUGCGUAUUGAAUACGAGCGGCGCCGUGAACAGGAGAGGAUCCUCAGAGAGCGUGAAGAGCUGCGGAGACAGCAAGAGUUGCUGCGCUUUGAGCAGGACCGCAGGCCUUUGAAGAGACCUUAUGAUAUUGACCACAGGAAAGAUGACUGGGCGGAUAAGCGCAUGGCCUUAGACGACCGUUACAGCCGCUCAGACUUAAGUCGGCAGGAUCGUUUCCAUGACUUUGACCAAAGGGAUCGGAGCCGAUACCAGGAUGACAUUGUCGAAAGGAGAGACCACAGGGAUAGAGAUGGACCGCAUUUCUCUGACAGACAUGGAAGAGAUGGUAGAGACUCUUGGAGUGGACGCAUGAACUCAAGGGAUGGUGGAAGGGACUGGGACUCUAGGAAAAUGGAUGGUGACCGAUGGCAAGGUAGAGACAGUGCAG